AUGAGGCAGCAGCUCCGGCCCUGGGCCGCGGCCACCUUCCUGCUGCUGGGGGACCUGGUGGCCUCGGGGGACGCAGCAGGAGCCGCGGUGGCCUCUUUCUGUCCCUUCCCAGGAGAGGACCUGCAGCUGCACAUCACCUGCUUCAACUUCGAAAYGGUGCAGGUCACUUGGAACGCGACUGGACACCCGGGGACCAACCUGAGCUUCUUCUACACGUUCUCGGGGGGCCCGGGCCUCCGCCCCUGCACCAACUACACGCUUUGGCAAGGCCACACGAYGGGGUGCCUGCUGGCCGCGCGCGACGACAUCCUCCACUUCUCCAUCAGAAACGGGAGCCRCCUCCUCGUGUCCAGGAGCCAGUGGGUGAGCGACUACCUGAAGCCCGCCUCCCCCAAGGACGUCCACUUCCGGUGGCUGCAGGAGGGCGUCCUGGUGUCCUGCUCCGACCUGCCCUACGGGGGCCUCCUCUACGAGGUCCAGUACAGGAGCCGCUUCGACGCCGAGUGGGAGUCCAGGGAAGCGACGACGUGCAACGUGACCGUCGGAGGGUUGGACCCCCACAAGUGCUACAGCUUCCGGACCCGGGUGAAAACCACCGAGGACCAGUACGGCCCCCACGCCACCCCCAGCGACUGGUCCGAGGUGACGCACUGGCAGAGGGCGGAGCUCAGAGACUCCUGCGAGGAGGAGCCCGGUCCUCGUCGCCCGCGGUUCUCCCAGUUCAUCCUCAUCUGCAGCUCGGUCACCCUCCUGACCCUGUGUCUCCUGCUGCUGUCCUUAUGGAAACUGCAGAGAGUGAAGAAGCUGCUGGUGCCCAGCGUCCCGGACCCGAAGGGCAAGUUCCCCGGCCUCUUCGAGCAGCACCAAGGGAACUUCCAGGCGUGGAUCACAGACACCCAGAACGUGGUCCCGCCGGCCAAGGCGGGAGGCCUGGAGCCGGACACCCCCCCGGAGGAGGCCCUGGUCAUCCACCUGCUCAGGACGGAGCCCGAGGGGCCUGCCAGCUCAGGACCCUUGUGUCUGCAGACAGGGGAGGGAGAGGCCCCGGGGGGGUCCCCCCAGCUCCCUCCCCAGGCCCCCCAAGGUGGAGACAGGGUGUUUCUGGGAGACUUUGCCUUUGUGAUGAGUGACAACUCCUACAUGAUGCUGUGAGGUGGCCCCUCCAAGGCCACCAUCCGGAUCCACGCUGAUGUCCAAGGACACGAGAAAUAUCAGGACUUCACCGGAGCCCCCUGAAGACCACCACUCACAAAGACCGAAGGGAGGACAUGUCCAGGGUGCCCUAACAUCCACUCCCUCCCUGUGUCCCCCCAAAUCYUCCCCUUU
Messenger RNA from Urocitellus parryii (Arctic ground squirrel), 1326 nucleotides. NCBI's taxonomy places the organism in Eukaryota, Metazoa, Chordata, Mammalia, Rodentia, Sciuridae. The record is from RefSeq and is a predicted model, not a curated record.